Molecule: messenger RNA, 1073 nt
Organism: Nymphaea colorata (pocket water lily)
Lineage: Eukaryota; Viridiplantae; Streptophyta; Magnoliopsida; Nymphaeales; Nymphaeaceae
Product: pyrroline-5-carboxylate reductase
Exons: 7
Coding region: 46-864 (272 amino acids)
Biological process (GO): L-proline biosynthetic process
Molecular function (GO): pyrroline-5-carboxylate reductase activity
Source: RefSeq, a predicted model, not a curated record
CUUCUCACUUCACUAUCACGGCUCGUGCUCCGACUUACCGGGGAAAUGGCGGUUCCGAUAACUGAAGCGUUCACUCUAGGGUUCAUAGGCGCCGGCAAGAUGGCGGAGGCAAUCGCCCGGGGCGUCGCCACCUCCGGCACGAUUCCGGCUGCGAGAAUGCGCGCGGCCGACCUCAGUGAGGACCGCCGCCGGGUCUUUUCCGAGCUCGGUGUCAAGGCCUUCGAUUCCAAUGUCAAGGUGGUUGAAGAAAGUGAAGUCAUUAUUUUGUCUGUCAAGCCUCAAGUUGUUAAGAAAGUUGCUUAUGAGCUGAAACCUUUUUUCACGAAAGAGAAGCUUGUGGUGUCAAUUGCAGCAGGAACAAAGUUGAAGGACUUGCAGGAAUGGGUUGGCCAUGGUCGCUUAAUCAGGGUAAUGCCAAACACUCCAUGUCUGGUUGGCCAGGGUGCAUCAGUUAUGUGUUUGGGUGACAUGGCAACACAAGAAGAUGAGAAGCUUGUUAGUAGUAUCUUUGGAUCUGUUGGCAAGAUAUGGACUGCUGACGAGAAACUUCUUGAUGGGGUCACUGGACUAAGUGGUAGUGGCCCUGCAUAUAUAUUUCUUGCUAUAGAGGCUAUGGCUGAUGGAGGAGUUGCAGCUGGUCUACCCCGUGAACUUGCUUUAUCCUUAGCUUCCCAAACGGUACUGGGAGCAGGAGCGCUGGCUAUUGAGAAGGGAGACCACCCAGGCCAGCUCAAAGAUGAGGUAGCAUCACCAGCUGGGACUACUAUAGCCGGGAUCUGCGAACUAGAGAAAGGCGGGUUUCGGGGGUUAUUGAUUUCUGCUGUAACUGCCGCGGCAAAGCGGAGCCAGGAGCUAUCAAAUUGACGAUGAGAUCUUUGCGGAUUUUGGCACAAAUAGCUGUAGUAAGUUGUGUCUCUAGGUCUUAGCUAGGCACCCACUCUAAGGGUAGUAAGUUGUCUCUAGGUCUUAGCUAGGUCUUUAACUAUCAUCUUGGGCGGCAAUAAAUUCUGCGUUUUAUUUGCAACGUAUAUUAUGCUGGACAACUGAAUGGAGAAAUCUUUUGCAGUUCACAA